Coccinella septempunctata (seven-spotted ladybird) is the source of this 1638-nucleotide messenger RNA. RefSeq names its product UDP-glucosyltransferase 2-like. Gene Ontology annotation, molecular function: UDP-glycosyltransferase activity. The transcript has 4 exons. Lineage: Eukaryota; Metazoa; Arthropoda; Insecta; Coleoptera; Coccinellidae. Bases 80 to 1387 code for a protein of 435 amino acids. The record is from RefSeq and is a predicted model, not a curated record.
UGAGACAGCGACCUCUAAUUCUCUAGGACAUCUAUCUAUUCAUUUAAAAGUAUGUAUUCAUCGGAUAAACAACAUUAGGAUGUCGUUCAGGAACGUUCUCGUGUUGUUAUUUGUUGUCCUGGUGUCAUCGCAAUCACAAUGUUACAAUAUACUAGGUCUGUUCAAUAUACCUUCGAAAAGCUUACAUUUAGCUGCAAUAACAUUGGCAAAAAUUCUAGCUGGGAAGGGACAUAAUGUGACGAUAGUGACCCCCUAUACGUAUAGUGAAAAACAUGAAAAUAUUAACCAUAUAUUCCUCAAGGAAUCUGCGGAAGUCAAUGAACGUACCUUCACUAAUUUCUUCGAAUUCGAAGUUAACCCUUAUAUGAUAUUCCAUCAGUUGGAAGUGGUGGGAGUGGAAAACUGCCGAUUAACAUUUCAAGAUACAGCAUUCCAGCGAUUGCUUCAAUCGAAUAGCAAAUUUGAUUUGGUUAUAGUCGAUCCGUAUAUGUCUCUGAGCCUCCUCUAUUUCUCAGAGCAUUUUAAUGCACCAAUUUUGUUAUAUUCAUCUUUCGAUGCUAGUUAUUCCAUAAACCCUUUGGUUGGCAACCCUUCACCACCUUCUUAUAUCCCGAAUUUAUUUCUGAAAUACUCCAGUGACAUGUCUUUCUUUCAACGAUUGGAUAAUUGUUUCGUUUAUCUAAUGAACGAGAUAACCUUAAAUUAUUACUCCAUCCCUAAUCACAAUAAGUUAGUGAAGGAGUUUUUCCCUGAGGCUCCCGAUAUUUCCGAAUAUCUAUACAAAGCCACUCUCGUUCUAUUGAACAGUGAUGUAAGCAUAAUGAAUCCUAUGCCAAAAACACCAGGGAUGGUACACAUUGGAGGCUACCAUGUAAGUAGGCCGAAACCUUUACCUCAAGAAUUGGAGAAUGUCAUGAAUAACGCGAAAGAUGGAGUUAUUCUCUUCAGCUUGGGAUCUAAUAUAAAAAGCUCGCAAAUGCCGAAAUCGAGAGUUCAAGAAAUACUUCAAGUUUUUUCGAGACUUAAGGAAACAGUCAUUUGGAAAUGGGAAGAUGAAAAUCUACCGGGAAAACCAGCCAAUGUGAUAGUGAGAAAAUGGUUGCCACAGAACGACAUCUUAGCUCAUAAUAAAACGAAACUCUUCAUAACACAUGGUGGCCAACACAGUAUUCUUGAAACAGUUCAUUACGGAGUUCCUUGUGUAUCUAUCUCAGUUUUCAUGGAUCAAGGUGCCAACUCUUAUAGGGCUGCUAACCUAGGCUACGCUGAGUGGAUACCAUAUGACGACUUCACUUCAGAAAAAUUCGAGAGUGCUAUCAAUAAAACAUUGAAUGAUCCAAGGUACUCUGAAAUGGCAAAAAAAACGGUCAAAAAUAUUACGAGAUAAAUCGAGGACCCCACAGGAAGAGUUAGCCUUCUGGGUUGACUACACCGUGAGGCAUCAAGGGGCUGAACAUCUUCAGAUGGCAGGUUUGAAGCUUCAUUGGUACCAAUACCUUCUUCUUGAUGUUGUGUUGUUCUCUGUAAUUGGUAUUAUAUCAUUUGUACUAGUCUCUAUAUUUAUAAUAAAAGCACUUAUUUCUGGUCUAUGUAAGAGUAAAACGAAGAGAAAGAAAGAAUAAAUGGACAAAAGUGAAA